UAACUUCAACAGGUGUAUAGUAACUGUGUUUUUACUUUUUUGAAAAUAACAGAGCUCCUAACUUGUUUGUGCUGCAGUGCAUAUUUGUUGUUAUGUCGAUAGGUGGCAGUAUUACAUCUCCAGACUAACCGCUAAACCUCCCGCACGCGCUGGAGAAGAAGCGCACGGAAUAUUUUCAAUUUUUCUCAUACCAGACGCCUAGUGAACUUGACAACCACUAGACUUACAUUUAACGACCAACCGGACAUCGAUUCCAGUUAUUUGACUCGCCGUGCCACAGAUCCAUCGUGUUAGAUUAUGCAUUCAGUAGAGGUGUCAAUCCCGUCUUUUCGAUCGGAGGGCAGUAAUGUGGAGAAGGGCUACACGGUUUUUAAGAUCGAGGUGCUCAUGUGUGGUAGACAGCACACUGUAGAGAAACGAUACAGUGAAUUUCAUGCCUUACAUAAAAUGCUUAAAAAGAUGAUUAAACCUCCUGAAAUCCCUUCAAAGCAUGUGAGGAACUGGGUUCCCAAGGUUCUCGAGCAGAGAAGACAUGGAUUAGAACUUUAUCUUCAGACUAUAAUCAUGGAAAAUGAGGUUCUUCCAAAGAUAUUCUUGGAUUUCCUCAAUAUCCGGCAUUUCCCGUCACUUCCAAAAACAGAGAGUUGUGGGUCAUUCGAAACUGAAUCAGAGGAAUCAAGUAAACUGACACACCAGCCGGCGCUGCUCUUCCAGCGGGAUCCAUAUCUGCUGCCUGCCACCAAUGAUACGUUUUCAAAUAUGGUAAUUGAAGGCGUGAUACGUGGAAUAUUCUAUCCGGACUUCCAGCCGAGGUAGAUCUGAGCGAGUGCUGUGGAAAACAUCACCUCACGUUUCACAGAUAAGAAGGGAUUCGUAUUACCGACACUAAAUAACCCAGCGCCAGUUUAAAGGAUUCGUUCAUUACAGCCUUAACAUUUUAUUUUGGUAUAAACACUCCAUAGAUUUUUGCACAGUAUUUAGUGUUACUGUUAUUCGUGGGCUGUAUACACAGGGGUCAAAGGGAUAGUUCACCAAAAAUAGCAAUUCUGUCAUCAUUUAUUCACCCUCAUGUCAGUCAUAACCUGUAUACGACUCUUUCAUGUGUGGAUCACAAAAGAAGAUAUUUUGAGACAUGUUUCUAUACAUCGGAAGUCAAUGAGGUUAAGUGUUGUUUGGUUACCAGCAUGCUUCAAAAUAUCUUCUUUUGUGAUCUGCAGAAGAAAGAAAACUCACUCGGGUUUGAAAUGGCUGAAGGAUGAAUAAAUGAUGAUAGAAUUUUCAUUUUUGGCUGAACUAUCACUUUAAGGUCUAUUAUUUCUGUAAACGGUCAAAUCAAGGUCUCGUUUAAUCUCAAAUAUCAACUGUGAAGUACCUCAGCAAACAUUUGCACAUCUUCUGUAAGACAGAACAAAACAUGCUGUGAUUUGAACCAAGUUUGCAUGACAUCUCAUCCACCGACUGAGAUGAAUUUGAUCAGAUCUGUUCAGAAUCAGCUAAAUUGCUAGAAGAGCAUUGAACCAUUUCGUUUUCCAAUGGAAUCAUUUGUUUUUGUACAUUUUACGAGUUUCUGAUGUGAAAAUUAAUGAUUACCAGCCUCGCUUAUGGUGAACAAAAAGGGAACAAUUGUGUAAACCAAAUGUAUGUCUAAGUCAAUGUAUGUGUCUCUAUUUACCAUGUUAUUUCCCAAAACUGUGAAAGAGUAAUAGUAGUUACCAAGCUUGCUUCUAUAUUGGACCAAGGAAAAGAUUAUUGGUAGAUUAUUAUUAAAAUGCAGUUUAGUCUUGGAGUAACAUGAUAAUUUUAGGAAACAACUUUGUGUAAGAUGAGAGCAUUUAAACACUAGCUUUUAAAAGCUUUUACACUACUGUUGAAAGCAAUAGUGGUGAGGAUAAUGUGACGAGAGGUAAUAUGAUUUACAGCAAACCCCAUCUGCUAUAACACUGAGAGUGAAACUGACACAUGAUUUUUUUUUACAUACGGAUACCAUUUCAAGCACUUUAGAUUGUUAAGUGUUUGUUUUUAUUAAGACGUCUUAAUUGUGCGUAUGAAA
Triplophysa rosa is the source of this 2050-nucleotide messenger RNA. It is a transcript of the gene snx24, whose product is annotated as sorting nexin 24. Bases 298 to 816 code for a protein of 172 amino acids. The transcript has 7 exons. The record is from RefSeq and is a predicted model, not a curated record. Gene Ontology annotation, molecular function: phosphatidylinositol phosphate binding. NCBI's taxonomy places the organism in Eukaryota, Metazoa, Chordata, Actinopteri, Cypriniformes, Nemacheilidae.